Molecule: messenger RNA, 1164 nt
Organism: Rotaria sp. Silwood1
Lineage: Eukaryota; Metazoa; Rotifera; Eurotatoria; Philodinida; Philodinidae
Source: the annotation of a GenBank genome assembly
AUGAUAUUAUCACAUGAAGCAUUAAAUCGUGAACGUGAUUGGUUUGAAUCAUCUGAAUCAUUGUUAUAUGAUGGUGUGAGUGAUUAUGAAAAUACAGAAAAAAUUGUACGUGAAUUACUUUUCACAUUAAUUCGUGAAACAUUAUUAAUUAGAAUUUGUUGGCUAACACAAAUGUAUACAUUUCUAAGUGAUCAUUUUGCUAAUCAUGUUAAAUCGGCGCUACUCAAUACAAAAUUUUCUCAUUUAAAAGAAUAUGUCAAAGUAUUAAGUUUAGUUGAUCCUGAAUAUCAUACAGUUACACGUAAAUUUACUCGUAAUGUUGUCACAGCUAUUAAACAUGCAAGAUAUGCUAAAAUGGUUUAUGCUGUUCAUAAUGUAUGCGGUGCUUUACAAAAUCUUGUCAGUUCAUUUUCACAUAUGGAUACAGUUAUUACCCAAAAUACCAAUGAUGAUGACAAUCAUGAUAGCGAUGGUUUUGAAAACACAGUACUUAAAGCUGCUCAGAAUAGUAUACCGAAAAUAGCAACUGGUGUCAAUUCUGUUGCAGCUAUUGCAACUUCAGCUAUUACUGCUGUUACAGGUCAUAAAAACCCACUUGAUUUAAUUUAUGUAACAGGGAAAUUUCUUACAAAUGAUUGUAAUCCACAGACAGUGAAUUAUUUACUACAAACACGUGAUAAAGUUAAUGAAUUGUAUACGGCUGUGUGUGUUGAACUUCUUCAUGAUAUUACGCCAAUUUUUUUUGCUAAUCGUGUUCUCGAAAUUCAACAAUAUAAAUCAAUACCAAUUGAAAAUUCUUUACAAAAUCGUCUAAAUCGUAUGUCUGAUAAAGAUAUUCCUAAUAUUGAAUUAGAGAGUAGUCGUCAAAAAGUUCUUCAUAUUCACGAAAAAAAUAAUAUAUUUGAAACGAAUGAUGAUACUGAUAAUGUUAAAAAAAGAAUUCAAGCAAUACAUGAAAAGACACAUAAUAAACGUUUACGCGAUAUUGAGAAAAAAUUAAACAAAAUAUGUCAACGAAAUAAGAAUAAACAAAGACAAAUCAAUACAAUUCAAUCUGAUAAUCAAUAUUCAUUAUCAUUUAAUGUUAUCAAUGAUAAAAAAGAAAUCUUGUUCGAUUCUACUCAAGAUGAAGAUAAUAGUGAUGAUGAAACAAAUGAAUUUUGA